Molecule: messenger RNA, 773 nt
Organism: Camelina sativa (false flax)
Lineage: Eukaryota; Viridiplantae; Streptophyta; Magnoliopsida; Brassicales; Brassicaceae
Product: putative lipid-binding protein AIR1B
Source: RefSeq, a predicted model, not a curated record
CAUUAGUUAAAAAGAGUAAUGUUAGGCGAAGAGAAAUGAAAUGAUAAAAAUAAGUGUCUUUAAUUCCAAGGCCUUUCUUUCCUCUAUAAAUUACCCACACAACCUCAUCGAAAGCAUCCACGCACUACUUUCAUAUCCACAAAAUAAAAUAAAAAAAUGGCCUCACACAGCUCAACCACCAUUUCCCUCGUCAUCAUCCUCAUCAGCCUCGCAGAAGCAGACCUACUCAGCUCGCCUUCACCAACAAUGGGCGACAACUUUGGUACUUGUCCCAGAGACCCAUUGCAACUACGCAUAUGUGCUAACGUCCUUGGCCUAGCCAAUGUCACAGCUGGAGACACCAGAGCACGAUCAUGUUGCACUGCCGUCAAUGGCCUCGCUGAUGUUCAAGUAGCCGAUUGUCUCUGCUUUAUCUUCAGGCCACUCCCUUUGGUUUUCGGUAUCGAUAAGGCCGUUAGAGAAAUCUUUUUUGCUUGCAAUAUGGUUUUUCCUAUUGGUUUUCAGUGUCCACCAGCAACAGUAACUACCCCUUAAUUCCCCCUAAUUAAGAUCCCUAUAAAUCCAGUAUUUCCUUGAAGUUUGCUUGCACCACAAGUAUGGUUACCUAUUAAUUAAUGGAUUACAGUGUUGAUCUGUGUUUCGUUGUUGAUUAGGACGUAAUAAGGACUACUUAUGUUUACAAGAAAAAGGACUGUUGAUGUCUGUAACUCUGUAUGCAUAUCUAUUAAUGUUCACGAAGAAGAAUAAUAAAUAAUGUUUAAUACUUUUUUGUU